GCUGUAGCUGUUGAUCCCACCUCGUCGCAACGCUGCCAUGCCGCCCUGUGCCCAUGCCGCCGCCGUGGUGCUCACCUCCUAAAUUUGCGCCGUCUUCAUCCCACCCUCUCUGUUGUUGCUCCUCCGCUACAAAAAUCCGGAAAUGACGUUGACGAUGCAGACGCUAAGGAGCUCCAGAGGCAACGUCGCUAGCCUGUUGGGCCUCAGAUGGGCCCACGGCGCGGCUCUUCCUGCACCGUUGGAUGGGAUCAUCUCCCGCAGUAUCGCAUUGCCGCCGUUGGUUUUGCCGGAGUUUGAUCGUCCGUCGCCGGAGGAUUCGAACAAUAGCGGAAACAUCGGCUUCGGCUUCCCGAGUUUCUCGUCCGGUGGGUCCAUGGAGCUCAUGGCUGUUCCCAAGAGAAAGGUUUCUCCUCACAAGAGGGGCAUAAGAAACGGUCCGAAAGCUCUCAAGCCUACUCCAGUUAUAAUUCGUUGCAAAAGCUGUGGUCGAGUCAAAUUGCCACACUUCUAUUGUUGCAGUGGAGACAGGGGAAAUACCGGUGAGCGAGAUGCUUCCACAAGAUGAGCAAGUCUUCUGCUACAUAUAAAGCAAAAACCUGUGUGUUCUUUUGUAGAACAAGAAAUUUUCAAUUUAAUAAGGAUUGUAUUGGAUCUUUGUUGGAACAUAAAAAAUCUAGCUUGUAUUAGAGAGUUUUCAGUUUUUCUUGUAGAAAUACUUGGUGGGAUGAAAGAGCUUGUGCUCUCUUUUUUCUGGGAACAGUUUACCAUUGCACCUAGAGUAGGAAUUGCAGUUGAUGAGAUGAGAAAAUUCAGAGAAAUUAUUGGAAAUUAAUAUACAGUUGUGGUGAUUCUGAGUA
Molecule: messenger RNA, 857 nt
Organism: Morus notabilis
Lineage: Eukaryota; Viridiplantae; Streptophyta; Magnoliopsida; Rosales; Moraceae
Exons: 4
Coding region: 143-565 (140 amino acids)
Biological process (GO): translation
Cellular component (GO): mitochondrial large ribosomal subunit
Molecular function (GO): structural constituent of ribosome
Source: RefSeq, a predicted model, not a curated record